Molecule: messenger RNA, 2376 nt
Organism: Botrytis cinerea B05.10
Lineage: Eukaryota; Fungi; Ascomycota; Leotiomycetes; Helotiales; Sclerotiniaceae
Exons: 7
Coding region: 531-1820 (429 amino acids)
Source: RefSeq, a predicted model, not a curated record
GGCGGCGAAUUGCACCAAGAUACAUGCUUCCUCCUCAUGCCGCCUUAAUAUUCUCAUAUCUCAACAUUCAUAGCUCCGGACGCUGUUUGCUUGAUCACAUUUUAUAGAAAACUAGCAAGAUCUGUCUCCACUCAAAUGCUCCUUGGGAUAUAUCCCUUGUCUUGGGUGACGAGUAACCAAAGGAGUACUUGAUCGUGUGCUUCCCCACGUCUCUUUCUAUUUUCCUUGGAUGAAUACUAUUUCACUUCACUCUCCAUUUCAAUCUUUACAUUUUCGACAUUUUGCGUUGCUGCUCUCUCUUUCUCUCUCGAUAUCUCUCUCGUACCUCUUUGCCCUACGUCUACAUAUAACAGCAGCAUUCGAGCCCCUUCUCUCCAUAUAUACAAAAAGUCGAUUAUACAUCUCUUGGCAAAUCCUUUCAUCCACCAGCGAUCCCACGCCCACAAUUAGAAAAGCCGCGCCAAGACGGUUGUUCAACCCUGUCGAAAUUGCUUUCUUGUAAGCUGAUCACCAUAUCGUGAUAAUCGAAAAUGCGCAUCUCGUGGAUCAUCACUUUGCCUGGACUUUUGUCAAUUGUGUCGGCGCUGGCAAUUCAAAAACGAGAUGCCGACUUUUACAGUGUGCGCACAAAGCUACACAAGGACAUGAGCGGAAGGAGAGGCGAUCCAAGCGGAAAAUAUUUUCAUGAGAGUGUCUUCCAUCCGCAUUAUGAUGGCCGAUUCGCCGACAAGCAAUUGGGUUACAGAGAACGCAGACAAGCACUUUCGAAUCUCAUUCAAACCUACCUAGCUACUUUCUCAGAUAUUGGAGUGGAAACAUGGCUCAUGCAUGGUACUUUGCUCGGCUGGUGGUGGAAUCGUAAGAUUCUACCAUGGGAUUCCGACUCCGAUGUCCAAGUCUCCGAAGCUUCGAUGCACUUUCUCGCCUCUUAUUACAAUAUGACCGUCUUUCACUACAAAACUCCACGCAUUCCAGAAGGCCGAGAUUAUAUGCUCGAGGUUAACCCGCAUUAUAUUAAUAGGGAGCAAUCGGACAAAUUGAAUGUCAUUGAUGCACGAUGGGUCGACACUACGAGUGGCUUAUUCAUCGAUAUCACGACUGCUAGAUACAAUUACACACACCCUGCCGGAAAAGGAAUGAUGAGCUGCAAAGAUGGUCAUGAAUAUAGGGAUACCUACAUCUUUCCAUUGCGAGACACCUUCUUCGAGGGAGCUCCGGCCAAAAUUCCAUUCGCCUACAAAGAAAUCUUAGAGGCAGAAUACCAUGAGAAAUCAUUGACUUUAACUGAAUUUGAAGGCCACCACUUCGACGAUGAUAAAAUGGAAUGGAUUCCUGUGAAGCAAGAUAUUCAAGUACCAAUGGAACCACAAAAGGCAGCUCAGCCACCGCCAAAGACGGAUGCCCAAAAGGCGGAGGAGGCGAAGCAAGCCGCAGAAAAUGCGAAGAAACUCGAAGAGGCCAAAAAGUUAGAGGAAGCCAAGAAGUUGGCAGAAGCGCAAAAAGCUACAGAGGAAGCUAAAGAGAAAGCGAAGCAAAAAGCCGCACAGGAAGCUCAACAAGACACACCACCCGUAAGCAAACAACCAAUCAAAGAAGAACAGCCAAAAGCACAAUCCCAUGAUGCAUCCGAACCUCCGCCAGCUCAGCGAGCUGCAGAGAACAAGAUAUUUACCGCAGCCGAGAAAAAGGCCAAUCAAGUACAAAAAGCUGAAGACAAACGUAAACAGGACGAACAAAAGGCUGCCGAUGCGAGACAGAGAAACGAGGAUAAGAUAAAGGCAGAAGUUAAGAAAACUGAAGGUUCCGCGCCCGUCUCCUAAUCAUUUCAUCUUUUCAAAUGGUCGAUAAAACCUGCCACUUUACGGCAUUCGAGCUCCAUCGAACGAAUUCGUCAUUCCUGGCACUACGAAGAUACCGAUUUAAGCAGAUAUAGGAUAUUAGUUUGCUUCCUUUUAUUUUGAUUUUGUUAUAUUCGCUAAGCGAUGUUACUUUCUUCGGCUACUUUUUCUUCAUUAUAUCAUGAUUUUCUUUAAUAGAUCCACCACAACUUGGGCCAUUGAAUUGGAAGACAGUGGAGUUCUGGACUCAAAUGAUUACGAAAAGGAAGAACAGUAUUGAAAACGUGGCGCGCCAGUGCUUGGGCAUUUGCAUAUAGUUGGGAUUUGAUUUGGCGUUAUAUUCCCCUCCCAGAUGUGGGAAAGUAUUGUAUAGGAUGGAGUAUUUGACCAAUAUUUUAACGAUGGCGCAAGGAGUUGGAUGCCAUUGAGUAUAAUUAUUUGGAUAGAUCUCAGUAUGAGAGUUGGACACGUUGAUUGGUUCAAUGUCACAGCUGCUAGAAUUGGAAUAAUUUCCUCAAAUUAGAUCUUCCUCGUACCA